This is a messenger RNA of Octopus bimaculoides (California two-spot octopus), 2939 nucleotides long. Its product is annotated as thioredoxin domain-containing protein 11. NCBI's taxonomy places the organism in Eukaryota, Metazoa, Mollusca, Cephalopoda, Octopoda, Octopodidae. The record is from RefSeq and is a predicted model, not a curated record.
GAGAGCAGCAGUAAUUGCUAAUAAAUGGGCCCCAGAUGGAAGACGUAUGAAUAAAUCACCACAAGAAAUAUUCAAAAUAGUGCAUUCAGCUCGAAGCCUGUUAUUCUGCCUCCGAUGCCCCCUCGGAGGUUCUUCCCUUUUGACUCUCUGGUUGUGGAAUUCCCUUUUGGCUCUAUCAGUUCCCUGCUAGACUUUGUAAGAGAUGAUGAAAUCAUUUUCGUCAUGUACUACGCUCCCUGGUGCACCAGGUCAAUGGCUGUCAGAUGGGAGUUCCAUAAAGCAGCCAGUUUCAUGAAAGACCAGGUCAAGUUUGUGGCUGUUAAUUGUUGGUGGAAUGAAGGAGAAUGUCAUCGAAAGUAUAAAUUCAUAUCCCAUCCAAUGCUGUAUGUUUAUCACACCAACUUGGAUGGGUUUCAGUACACAGGUAUCCCUACAGCUGAUUAUUUUGUACAUUUCCUUGAAAACCUUAUUUAUCCAAUUACUCAUCUCUUUGAUGAAAAGGGGAUCAAGAAGUUUGUUUCUUUACAUGAUAAUGCCGUAAUUGGUUAUUUUGAUUUUAAUUCCUCCCCUCAACCACCAGGAUAUCAACAGUUUUAUUACGCUUCAAUGAGGGCAAUUGAACGAAGUCCUGUUCAAAUACUCAAGUUUGGAGUUCUAACUUCUCCUUAUCACACCGAUAUAUUAAAUAUGCCACCCAAAAGUAGUUCGGCAGUUUUGGUUAAACAUGGCAGUAUCAUAUUGAAUUAUCCAGAGUUGGAUAAUUUUACCAGUUCAGAAUUGGUGAAAUGGGCUUUCCAAGAGCAACAACAACCUCUUGUCCAAAUAUUGAAUCCCUCAGGAACAAAGAGUCUUCAGCUGUCUAGUGAAAUAGCAAAGGGUCCCACCUUAAUUAUGUUCUCUAACCAUUAUCCUUUAUUUCAUGUAAAUCACAAUUACCACAUGUUGCGAGAAAUUGCAUUAGAAUAUGCUAAAUGUGAAAUGGAUGAAAUCAGUAAUGAAAACCUGUUGUACAGUUUAACUCACCGUCUUUCUUCUAUGAAGAAACUGCAAGAACUUACAAAGUGUAGCAAAGAGCAACAGCGGGAAGGUUUCCCUAGCCAUGCUAAACAAGCAGAUCCUCAUCGUGUUGUUUCACAAAAAGCAGAGCAGCAUCUUCCUAAAAGUCUCCCAUUUACCUAUCUUGCCAGCAGCAAGUAUUUCCCUGCAUCUUCAUCUUUGCUCGUCUGCCAGUGCUGUGUGAGUGUGUUACAGAAACAUUUAUUGGAGGGACACCUUUAUCGCAAUGUGUGCGAAGUCUGCUACAACAGUGUGAAGUCGGCCAGAAGUUGUCACGUACCGUGCAACUGUCCCAAGGGAUCAACUUACAAAUUCAAUGAAGACCGUAUUUACAGUACUUUACAAAACAAGUGCCUUCAAUUUUCUCCAGAUUACAUUCCCACUCAGUACAAAUCGGUCUGCUGUCAUAAAAUGCAUAAACUCACAACCAAUUCUACCAAACCUUUUUCUUCCUCUUCAUUCUCUUUUCCUGUUCCUCCAAGUCCUUCCUCUUCCUCCGAUUCUUCUAACGUUUCUUAUUCCAAAACAGCUAACAAGACUCCCUCCUCUAAAGAUCCUUCUAACAGUUCUGUAGAUAACACACUACAAGAUCCUUUCAUCAUACAAGUCUUAAAGAAUCGGACGCAACAAUUAUGUGAUCAUUAUAAUUUACAAUUUGUACAGGGUGUUCCUAUUGACACCAAUUUUAAUGUUUUGUCAUUAACUCUUGUUAAGAAUUUUUCUGGUUUGUCAUGCCGAACCAACAAGACUGUCCAUUUCUAUGCUAUGGAUCUUACAAACCAUUGGAUGUUUGCUGAUCGGUUUGGUCUGAAUAGCACAAAACUACUAGAAACUGACCAACCAGCAGUUGUGAUGGUGGACUUGGCGGAUGAAAAAAAUUAUGUCCUUAAGAAGCCGUUCUCUAAAACCUCAGUUGCUGAGUUUGUUCUGAAUUAUACUGAAGGUCAUUUAGAAAGGGAGAUGUUGACAGCCCCUGUUGAUCGUGCCGGUAGUUUAAAUUGCAGUUUGAACCCGGAAGACUGUGAUCACCAGCCUCCGCCUGAUCCCUCAGCUGACAGUGAACCCAAAUAUCUGUAUAUCACAGAAGUAACAGCACACACAUUUCACAAAAUUGUUCUAAACACUUCAAAGGAUGUCCUGCUACUUUAUUAUGCCCCCUGGUGUGGAUUUUGUGCUAGCUUUGCCCACAUCUACCUGUCGUUAGCUAAAUACUUCCGAGCAGCUACAAGUCUCCUAUUUGCCAGGAUCAAUGGUGAUACGGAAGACUUACCAUGGGAGUACACUGCGGAUACAUACCCUACGUUGCUCUUCUUCCCUUCUGGCCGGAAAGAAGACAGUGUUGUGUACUCGGAGGAUUUGCCGAAGACCCUGACGAAUCUGAUUCGCUUUGUCCUUCAUCACGCCACGCACACGGUGAGUUUGUGGACAGACAGUUCUCAGCAGUGCACGGCUCACUGUAUCAAGACUAACCGACAGAAUGCCUUAAUUCGAAUAACCAUUCUCAGCAGGGAGAUCAAACGACUCGAGCUGCGACUGACUCACCUGGAGAAUUCAGUUGUGAAGAGGAAACUCCUUGAAAGCGCUGGUAAACAGCUGCCAGCGUCAGUGCAAAUCAUAGGAGCAAUGGUGACGAGAGCUCACUGGCAGAAACUAGUGGAACGGAAGAAACGCCAGAGAUCAGUGUGUAAGAAAUUGGUCAGAUUCUUGAAAAGAAAGGAUUCUUUCUUGAACAAAGAAGACUUAGUUAAGUUCAUGAAAACUAAUAAUUUGCUGCUAAAUCAUUUCCCGAGUCUUUGAUAUUCGGUCAUUCAAAAAAAAAAACAAAAAAAAAAACAAAAAAAAACGAAAAAAGAAGAAAUACAAACAUUAUGAACUGCAACACC